UGUUCUUGGGGGCCAGGAAUGCUCCUGGAGGAGAUCCGGCAGGGCACCAUCGAGCGGGAGUGCAUUGAGGAGGUCUGCAGCUAUGAGGAGGUCAAGGAAGUGUUCGAGAACAAGGAGAAGACGAUGGAGUUUUGGAAGGGCUACACCAACUCGGUCUACUCUGUCAAGGACCCUGGGCACAGUACAGAGCGCUCAGACGCUAUGUACGUGGUGGUGCCCCUCUUGGGAGUGGCUCUUCUGAUAGUCAUCGCCCUCUUCAUCAUCUGGAGGUGCCAGCUUCAAAAGGCCACCCGCCACCGCCCUUCCUAUGCCCAGAACCGUUACCUGGGCAGCCGAACGGGACGCAGCCUCCCCAGGGUCAUGGUGUAUCGGGAGCGGUCGCAAAGCCAAGGGGAAACCCAGUAUCAGCGAGAAGCGAGCAACCGCAUGGCUGGAGACGGCAGAGCUGCGGGCAUGCCCCAGCAAGACAGCACCCUCUACCCGCCAGAGCAUUCAGUCUCUGUCCUCUCCAGACUGUCCAGUGCCACCCCUCCCCCUUCCUAUGAGGAGGUGACGGGCCAUCCGGAGAGCAGCAGUGGCGAAGAGACCAGCGUCUCCUACAAUGACCCGCCGCCCAAG
This is a messenger RNA of Fulmarus glacialis (Northern fulmar), 618 nucleotides long. RefSeq names its product proline rich Gla (G-carboxyglutamic acid) 3 (transmembrane) (gene PRRG3). NCBI's taxonomy places the organism in Eukaryota, Metazoa, Chordata, Aves, Procellariiformes, Procellariidae. The record is from RefSeq and is a predicted model, not a curated record. Gene Ontology annotation, cellular component: extracellular region. The annotation marks the transcript as partial. Gene Ontology annotation, molecular function: calcium ion binding. The transcript has 2 exons.